This is a messenger RNA of Ciona intestinalis (vase tunicate), 2907 nucleotides long. NCBI's taxonomy places the organism in Eukaryota, Metazoa, Chordata, Ascidiacea, Phlebobranchia, Cionidae. The record is from RefSeq and is a predicted model, not a curated record.
UAAACAAUUAUGAACAUUACAGAUUAGGAGUUAUAGAUUAAAAGUGUUUAAACACCGUGAAAAUGUCUGCUGAAGUGCGAAAUGCCAUGUAUUCCACCACAUCUGAGUCGGAUUCUGAUGAUUCUGACUUUGACAUGGGGGAUGGAGAUUUUUCACUAUUUGGUGAUCUUUCCUCGGGGGAUAGUUCAACUGACUCUAAAUCUCCAGAUGAACAAGCCAACUCUGAUAGCAAUUCUAGCGAAGAAGCGAACGCAGAGACUGAAGUAAUUGAAGAUAAUCUGCGUCACAUUGUGUUCAGGUCAAUGACGAAUCAGAUACUAAAGUCACAGGAAAAGGAUCUUACAAAAGAUUGGAACGAGAACUUCCUCAUACGUCCUCACUUAUUGCCUCCUUCCCCUUCAUGGCCCCAACGCAAAAGGGUUCGUAAGAUCACCAACCAAAACCAACGACAAAAAAGAAUGUGGAAGCUUUCUGCUUCUCACAUAACAGCCACGAAGAGAGAUGGCUGGAAAAACAUCAAUUCACUUCCAACAGAACGUGCAAAGAGAUUUCGAUACAGUCCAAGGAAGGGAACUUGGACAGAAGAUGAAAUUCAACUAAAAGUUGAAACAGAACCAUUCAGCAACGGUGCUAUGAGAGAAUGCUUCAAAGCUAAGAAGCUGUCCAACUUUGGAAAUGCUACUGAUUGGGCAACAGCCACAUACUGUGUGGUGAAAAGGUACAUGGAUGUUCCGGAUAAGAAAACAUUAUUUGAUGAUGUACGGUUGCAAAUGGACGCCAAACUAUGGGGUGAAGAAUACAACAAGCACCAUCCUCCUAAGAAGGUUGACAUUAUGCAAAUGAGCGUGAUCGAGAUGUUGGACCGACCAGGUCAACCAUAUUUCCACCUUGAGAAUUAUAUUGAAGGAGAUUACGUGAAGUAUAAUUCCAACUCAGGCUUCGUUCAUGAUGAGGAUGCACGGACAACACCUCAGGCGUUCAGUCACUUCACUUUCGAGUGCUCUCAACACAGACUUAUUGUGGUGGAUAUCCAAGGGGUGGGUGAUCUCUGGACCGACCCUCAAAUACAUACUUACAAAGGAACAGAAUACGGCGACGGCAACUUAGGAACACGAGGAAUGGCUCUCUUUUUCUUCUCACAUACUUGCAACAAGAUCUGUCAAAGUCUUAAUUUGUCCCCAUUUGACUUAACCUUCCACGAGAAGUCCAACUGCAGAAGGGCAUCUGUGUUUGCUCGACGUGGUACACUACCCACUGGUUAUGAAGAACCGCUUUCACCUUUGAUUAAAAAUUCUAACGAUCUCUUCAAGAUAUUGGAGGAAUCUUCAAGUUACUUACCACCUAGGUCCAGUGAAGGUAAUGAUGAGUUAUACAUGCUACAAGAAGAAGAUGAAAGUGAAGGAACCAUCUCCAACAGCAGCAGUGUCUCUAAGCGCCUCAUCUCUCGCAAACUAAGCUCGGAAGAUGAUUUUGAUUCCACGUCCAGUGGAUACGGAUCAGUGAGAAGAGCGAGAACCAUCAGCGAGUUAUCCGAUCACUUGGAGAGUAUUUCCCCCCAACAUUCAAUUGAACAAUACCCACACCAUGUCCCAUUAGUUGCAGUAUUGGAAUACAAGGAGAUGUUGACGAACGGUUCAACCUCCCCACAUCCAGAUGACAUGAUCGUGGGAUCGCCCGAUCCUCAUCUGUGCUUGGCGAGCAAUCGAGUAAAUUUAAUGCGACGCGCGUCAUGCGCAGUUGCUGAAGUCGCCAAAAUGUUACAACUCUCGCCAAAAGUGCAAAUUGGAAAAUCUAUUCUAGGAAAGAUUCAUUAUGCAAUGGCUGUGUAUUAUGACAUUGGAAGAUUCCCCUUUGAUGAAGAUUCUGCUCUCUUUCACCUCGAAACAUCAGCUGAAUGUGGAUCAUUGGAAGGCAUACUUACCCUUGCUCAAAUAUAUCUUGGGAUGCCGCAUGAUAUUCUGUCGCAAGUCACACUUGAGCAAAAUGAGGAGAACACAGAGAAAGGUUUUGAUUUGGUGCAAUCAGCUGCAGAAGCUGGUGAUCGGAAUUCAAUGCUUAUAACUGCUAAAGCUUUUUACACAGGAAUUGGUCUGCCACCUUCUAAAUCUCGCAACUACCUAAGAGCGCUGGAAUUAUUCACCAAGUUGUUGAAUGGACACGAUACGGAUGCAGAAGGGGGUUACGAUUCUGUCACGUCGAGAGUUGUGCAAGAGCAUGAGGUUCUUGCCUAUCAGGCCGAGAUUUAUCUCAAGGGUGGAUAUGGAAUUAUUCAGGACCCUAACCGAUCUGGCGAACUUUACAAUGAAGCUGCUGAAGCUGCCACUGCUGCUAUGAAAGGAAGGUUGGCGAACAAAUACUUUGCUCUUGCAGAGGAAGCAUGGGCAGAAUGUGAGGAGUGAUCAUGUUGGCUCAAACAUUCCUUUUAGUUUACCUUGCCUAUCACAUCUGCUACAAACUAAGAAUUUUUGCUUUACGUUCUGCAUAUUCAGUAUCCCCAUUACUGCAACAGAGUUAAAUGGAAAACAAAAUGUUGAUAAAAAAGAUACAGGAAGCUUGCAUGUUGUGGAGCCUAUUCAUUAUCAUUGACACUUAUAAAGUGCAUCUGUGUGCGGCACCACUUGAUAGCAACAAUAACAAAACAAACAUUUUACUUUUCCUUGUACAAAGACGUUCUAAGAAGAAGUUAGUAGACUCAGGGUGGGGAAGUGUUUAAACAAAAAUGCUUUUAGUUUUUUGUGUGUAAGGUGCUCAUACAAAGUUUCAGUUCAAAAUGUUCGAACAAAAUCGUUGUUUUCAUAAUCUUUGCCAACAGUGCCCAGGAUCCAGCAUUUGUUUUUGUUUGAUGUGUUUUGCAAUCGAUAACCAGUAAAAGUUUCAUUUUACGCAUCACUAAAUAAAACAUGAUUU